Molecule: messenger RNA, 2271 nt
Organism: Plenodomus lingam JN3
Lineage: Eukaryota; Fungi; Ascomycota; Dothideomycetes; Pleosporales; Leptosphaeriaceae
Biological process (GO): regulation of DNA-templated transcription; DNA-templated transcription
Cellular component (GO): nucleus
Molecular function (GO): DNA-binding transcription factor activity, RNA polymerase II-specific; zinc ion binding; transcription cis-regulatory region binding
Source: RefSeq, a predicted model, not a curated record
AUGCCAGACCAAGCAUAUCAAAGCAGCGAUCGCAACGGGUCGGGCAUCUGGGAAACCUCAAACUGUCCCGCCGGAGUACCGGUACCGGAACUGGUGACACCGACGAAAGCCCAGGAUCAACCUUUGAACCGGGCCUGUGAAGCAUGUCGAGUUUCCAAGGUUCGCUGCCUGGUUAAUCCAGACGCAGGAUCAACGAAAUGCCAAAGAUGCGCCAAAGCCGGCCGAGCUUGCAUCUUUGUGCCACCAGCCAAGCGACGGCAACGCAAAAGAACAGAUGUGCGAGUUACAGAGCUGGAAAAGGAGAUACAACAGAUGCGUAGUCUCCUGAAAACAGGCACCAAGUCGCCAAAUGUUACCAACGAUCAUGGCUCAGAUGAUGAGUCAGAUGAGCAUGAGGCAAUUACUGAGCCAAAUACGCCAUUAAAUACUCAAUCGCAUUCAGGCGCAGCUACCACAACAUUCACGAAGCCUAAUGCGUGGCCAACGGCGCCCGUUGAGAAAGCGCCAACGGCUCGACCGGCUGAAAAUACCGAGAUCAAGGAUUUGCUCGGACCUGUCGAGCAGGAUAUUAUCGACAGAAAAGUCAUCUCCGAAGAGAUGGCAGAAGAAUUAAUGAGCAUAUGGCGGAACGAGCUCACGGAUGCUUGUCCUGGUAUAACAAUUCCUAAACAUUGGACCGUUUUCGAUUUGCGAGAAAACAAGCCUGCGCUAUUUCACGCUGUGAUGGCAGCAGCAGCACAUUCCAAAGGCUCUGCAUUAUCCGAUACGUUACACGAGGAGACGGUCUAUCUAUAUGCGCGGUCUGCCUUUAUCAGAGGUGAAAAGUCUGUACAGGCAAUCCAGGCUCUCUUGGUGACUGUCGCAUACUGCUCGCCUUCGAAGACUCCCGGGCAAUUACAGAUCUACCAAUGGGUGAACAUGGCAGCCUCGAUGGCGCUCGAACUAGGGCUUGUCUCCAAACCAAGGACUCAUGAGCAAUUACCUAAACGUGCCAUCAGAUCACUGCAGAAGAUCUCGUCACCCGAGGAGUUGUUGGAACACGUUCGUACUGUACUACUUCUAUACAUAAUUGGUGCAGGUUUCUCCAUGCGACUCAAGCGGCCGAACAUCUUGCUAUUUAACAGCUGGAUGGAGGAGUGCUAUGUUAUGCUACAGAAGUCGAAGUCUCUGGAAGACAAGCGUAUCGUCGCCCAACUGAAACUGCAGAGGAUCGCAGAUGAAGCAAAUACGGCAUUCGGCUUCGACGACGCAAGUACAAGCUUCAGCCUCUCAGAACUACGAAUGCAAAUGAUCCUGCGCAUCUUCGAUCGGAGAAUGCAAGAUUGGAGAAAGUCUAUACCAGAUGAGGUGAUGACUCCGAUGUUGAACAUUGAAUUCCACCAGAACAUGUUGUCGAUGUGGGAAUUUGGUAUGGAUGGAGGUAGAUACGACGUUAUUGAAUUCAGAAACCGACACAUUUCACUCCCCGCUUUGGAUGAUGAUUGUGUUCAGCCAGAGUCUUUGUUAUCACGCACGGCUUUGCAGAUCAACGCAACCACCAAGUGCAUUAGCCAAGCACAGACUAUUCUGGACUGUUUUGCAGCAUACCCCGUGGAGGAGAUGCGAAAGGCACCAAAUGUGCUCUACGUUCGAGCCGUAUAUUCGCUGGUCGUGCUCAUGAAGGCCGACUACGCCGUUGGCACCGACGAAGACAUGAGCGAACUACUUGAGAGCCAGAGUCUGAAGGUUGGCCCCUACCUUGAUAUGGUGCUGAGGAAGACAGCCGAAGCCAUAGGCCCGCAAAAAUGUAGAAAUCCAAGCCAUUGGAACCUCCUUUUGGAAGCGAAGCUCAAAGGCUGGUGGGACGAGUAUCAGGAAUGGCGAAGAGAAGGACGACAACUGAAACGUCGAAAGACCGAGAUAGCAGACAAGAGUGCUGAAGCGGUUGGGAAUCAGACACCACUCUUUGCAGAGCCCAAAAACUACAAUAUGGUCUCUUCCGAACAACCGCCCAUGGCUCGACAGGAUGCGGCCCUCCCAAGCUUUCCCAUGAGCGCGACGUAUCCGACGUGGAACGCAAACGAUCUUCCGUUGCACACCUCCACACCGGCGCAGCCUAUUACUGAUUCUCCCACCUUCACUCCAGACAUGGGCGACUUCUCUGCAGCAUUUCAGAAUGGUGACUUGUAUCUCUGGAACGAUGUCUCAGUGGACAACUUUGGCGGCUGGACAACUCGAGCGGGACCAUAUAGCGGCAUGGGCUACGGCACUAUGCACGGUCAGGGAUUUUAG